This is a messenger RNA of Olea europaea var. sylvestris, 1336 nucleotides long. RefSeq lists its product as uncharacterized. The transcript has a single exon. Lineage: Eukaryota; Viridiplantae; Streptophyta; Magnoliopsida; Lamiales; Oleaceae. Bases 166 to 1128 code for a protein of 320 amino acids. The record is from RefSeq and is a predicted model, not a curated record.
UUUGCACUUUACUCUUUCUCUUCCUUGGAUCUGCUGCUCUACAGCUCAGGCAAUCCCCGAUCCCACGCGCACCCCUACGCAGUCCCACCUACGCAACAAUUGCGAAAACCUAAUUUCACCCAUUUCUGUGCAAUUUGAAUAGAUCCCCAAAAUCCCAUUAACCCCAUGGAUCUGCCUCCUGAAGAACUGCAAUUCUUGACCAUCCAAGACGUCCUGAAAGAAUCAAUUUCGAUUCCUAAACACUCCCCCAAGACGUUUUACCUCAUAACCAUAACCUUAAUCUUCCCACUGUCGUUCGCCAUCUUGGCCCACUCCCUCUUCACCCACCCUAUCCUCUCCCAGCUUCAGUCCGAGCCAACUGGUUCUCAUGCCGCCUCAUCCGAGUGGUCCAUGCUCCUCACUUUCCAGUUCUGCUACCUCAUCUUCCUAUUCGCCUUCUCGCUCCUCUCCACCGCCGCCGUUGUCUUCACCGUUGCCUCCCUCUACACCUCCAAGCCAGUGUCCUUCUCCUGCACAAUUGCCGCCAUUCCCAGCGUCUUCAAGCGGCUCUUCAUCACCUUUUUGUGGGUUUCUCUCACAAUGGUCGCUUAUAAUAUCGUGUUCUUGGGAUUUCUUGUGCUUCUUAUUAUUGCAGUGGACACUCAGAACGUUGUCUUGUUUAUAUUCUCGGUGACGUUUGUGUUCUUGUUGUUUUUAGUUGUGCAUGUUUACAUAACUGCAUUGUGGCAUCUGGCUAGUGUGGUGUCUGUUCUUGAGCCUGUUUAUGGAUUUGCAGCUAUGAAGAAGAGCUAUGAGUUGUUGAAGGGGAAAAUUGGCAUGGGAUUUGUUCUGAUUUUUGGGUACUUGGCGAUUUGUGGAGUGGUUAAUGGACUUUUUGGGUCAAUUGUGGUGCACGGUGGAGAGGAUUACUUUGUGUUCUCAAGGAUCAUAUUCGGUGGGUUCCUCGUUGGGGUUUUGGUAAUUGUUAAUCUUGUGGGGCUAUUGGUACAGAGCGUGUUUUACUAUGUCUGCAAGAGCUAUCAUCAUCAGGGGAUUGAUAAGAGUGCGCUGUAUGAUCAUCUUGGUGGAUAUCUUGGGGAAUAUGUGCCUCUCAAGAGCAGCAUUCAGAUGGAAAAUAUGGAUGCCUGACUUAGUGGUGUGCUAGAGAGGGUAAUUUCUGUGAUUUUUCUUUAGCUUUUAUUUUACCGGAAAAUCAAUGUGUAGAUAAGAAAACAUUUGAAAUGGGCGUGUUUUUGGACAUUUACAGUAAUUGUUACAUUAAGAAUUGUGGUCCUUGUCUUAAUUUUCUUUCAACUUGCUUGAUUAUAUUAAUUAAGUAUGAUGGUGAAUUCUUUUC